Pieris napi is the source of this 4658-nucleotide messenger RNA. RefSeq names its product RING finger and SPRY domain-containing protein 1-like. Lineage: Eukaryota; Metazoa; Arthropoda; Insecta; Lepidoptera; Pieridae. The transcript is spliced from 11 exons. The record is from RefSeq and is a predicted model, not a curated record. Gene Ontology annotation, cellular component: cytoplasm. Gene Ontology annotation, molecular function: ubiquitin-protein transferase activity; protein binding. The coding region runs from base 173 to 1738 and encodes 521 amino acids.
AUUCUUUACUCUGUGGCGUGUUGGAUUGAGUUGAAACAAAUUGAAAGCGAGAGUAAUAAAAAUUCGUAUCUUCGCACUUCGCAGUGUGAUUUGUGUUUAAGUUUACAGAAGCUGCGACGAAGAUAUUACAAUGGUGUGACUCCUGCAGAAACAUAAACGAAAAACAUCAAUUAUGGGUGACUGCUGCUGUAAGAAUUCUGUGCCAGAUGUGUUUACAUAUGCACCAUCCUCUGCUACUCAGAGUGCUAAUUCACCAUAUGAGAAUAGGCAAAGGACUCCUAAAGUGGAUCCUAAUCUUGUUGAUCAGCUAGUUCUUGAAAUGUUAACAGUAGCUGCUUCAAGAGUGGAUACUGAUGAAGAAUCACCGGUGUCACUUGUGAAGUUACAUCUAAUAGCAGAUAAAGAGGAAGGAUGGAUUCAGAUGAUUACAUCAAUGGUUAAUGUGAUCCCUAUAGAAAACCCAUUUGGCCCAACAGCAAUUUCAAUUUUAUUGGAUGCUUGUCCAUUACCAUCCCGGGAAACUGUUAUUAAAGUGACGGAGCUCUUUGGCUUGUCGAGUGAAAGAGCUAAACAGGGCGAAAUUAAUGUUAGAGUAGAUCGUAAUAUAUGUAUUGUACUUGGGUCUCUUGCUGAAAAAUUGGUUGGACCUAACAGUAUAGCGAUGCUCACUGAAAAGACCUUGGAUUAUCUCUUUACCUUCCUUGUCGACCACAGAGAACCGUGUCUUUGUCUGUUUGCUUUAAUAGCAUUGGAGAAAUUUGCUCACACUAUGGAGAACAAAAUAGUGAUCAAGGAUAGGUUGGAGAAAUAUGGAGAGAAUCCUUUGUUACUUCUAGAAAAAUUUGCUGAUAGUGAAGAUAAUAUAUGGCGACAAGUAGGAUUCUGUGCUAGUUGGUCCUUAGAUAAUCUAUUUGUGAUAGAAGGCAGGAAGCUUUCAUACGAGGUGGUAGAUAUGAAAGAUAUUAAUGCGAUAUUAAAUUGCCAAGAUGUAAGUGAGUAUUUACAAAUAUCGCCCAAUGGCUUAGAGGCAAGAUGUGAUUCGUACUCCUUUGAAAGUGUUCGCUGUACAUUCCAAGUUGAUGAUGGAUGCUGGUACUACGAAGCGACGGUUGUCACACCUGGAGUCAUGCAAAUUGGAUGGGCAACGAAGAAUAGUCAUUUUUUGAGUGACGAGGGAUUUGGUAUCGGUGAUGAUUUGUAUUCAAUAUCAUACGAUGGCUGCCGCGAGCUGGUGUGGUAUAACGCCCGACCGACGUCCAUUACAGCAGUAAAGCCUUGGGCACCUGGUGACGUGUUGGGCUGUCUCAUUGACUUGACUACGAAGGAGAUCAUAUUUUCAAUGAAUGGGCAAAGGUUGCCUACAUAUAACGAGAUAUUUGAAGCUACUAAAUAUGGUUUCUUUGCCGCUGCUAGCUUCAUGGCUUACCAACAAUGUAAAUUCAACUUCGGGAAGGAACCAUUCAAGUUUGCGCCAGAAGACAGAAUAUUCGCUACUUUCAAUGACUUUGGACAACUUACAGAUGAACAAAAGAAGGUUAUUCCCAGGCGGUUAUACUUAGAGCGUCUACGCCACUCCAGCGUAAAGGAAGACUCUUGCACGCUAUGCUACGACGACACGGCAUGUUGUGUACUAGAACCGUGCGGUCACAGGGGAUUCUGCUCGGUAUGUACGUCCAUGCUACGCGACUGCCCGAUGUGCCGUGGCGAAAUCCUGAACAUACGACGCGAGGCCAUCUGACCUGAUGUUCGUGACGUCAUCGAUGACGUCACCGAUUCGGACUCUGAUUCGCCGUUCGAUUUCAAGACGGCUCACUUUACCGCACGUGAUUCGCAUAAUUCGUCGCUUGUAUCCGUCUCUCCUAUGCCUUCUUUGAGAGAUCAAGAUAUCAUUAAUGGUAAUUUUUAAUUUAAUUAUAAUAUAUAAAUGCUUAUAGUCACAUUAUUGUAUUUCUGUUUAAAAUUAAUAAUUUCAGACGUUAUUUAAAAUGAUAUGUUACAAUUCAUAGUCAUCUAGUAGUAAAAUAGGAUUAAGCCCCCAGUGGCCUCUACUAACUUAUCAAUUUAGUACAUCGAAAUUAGGAGGUCACAAGGUUUUUCUUACUCUUGAAUGAAAAUAAUUCUCUUAGUCUUUUCAUUGAACCUUCGAGGUGAAGGUUGUAGGAUAUCCCAUAAGGACCUUAUAAUGAUGUUUCAAUCAAUCGGUAUAAUUUUUGAUUUUUUAAUACAUUGCUUCUCCGAUUGGACGUUAUUCAAUGUAAAGAGGUUUUUGUAAUUUAACAUAGGUUCAAAUACCAUGAUUGCAUGUGCACCAAUGGAAUUACCAUAUCCACAAAAUCAGAUCGAAACUUGAGAAUAGCUAAUAUUGCUUGAUCUAAGCGUCUCGCGUUUUUCGUCUCUGUGCCAGCCUCGGAUUGGCGCCCAUACCAAGCCUAAGAGCAAGUUAUGUUCCCAGUCUCAAAUCUGUCUCCGUCUCUGCCUCUGAUCUCCCGUCUCUGCCUCCGAUCUCGCGACCCUGCCUCUGAUCUCCCGUCUCUACCUCCGAUCUCGCGACCCUGCCUCUUAUCUCCCGUCUCUGCCUCGAAUUUUUGUAUCCAAUCUCCUAUCUCUGUCGCUAAUCCUGCGUCUGUUUCCGGUAUCGCAUCUUUGUCUAUGCCCGAAAAUGUCAGAGUACUGAGUGAACUUGAAAAACGAACAAAACAAUGACCGUCUUUCACUUAAAACGGCUUUAACUAUUCUAAGCAUUUAUUUACAAUUACUAACAAUUGUAUUUCUAGUUAUUAUUUUUAGGUUUUGGUUUAAGAUCUAUUAAGAUUUGUUAUGUUUUGUGAAACUUUAGACUCUAAAGUUUAGAAUUAAGCUCUGGACUACAAUGAUGACAAUUAUUUGUAAGCUGUUUAGUACGCAUCACACCGGUUUUACCAUAUAAGUUCUAAAAUAGUCAUUUCUCAAAAAGUCUGAAACAUUAAAUCAAGACAGUGUACCUGUCUAUUUAAAAAUGUUGACUAUUUUAUAUUUCACUAGUAGUAUAGGGUAUUCACGACGUCAUCUAUCACAGAAUAUUAUUAUAGAAUAUUGUUACGAGAUCGAAUUUCUUAAAAACUAAUUUCGGUCCAGACAAGUAUCCCAGUUUGGAAAUACGUAAGUUAUAAAAUUUUCCUAGUCAUUAGAGCUUGAUGUUGUGACAACGGUACAUGUAAAUUUAUAAUACUUUAAUUCUAUUAAGUAUAAGCAGCUUAUGGAUUAAAUUAAAUAAGCGAUAUUUUUCUUAAUCUGUAAAACCUUUAUACGUAGACAAUUUGUGUAGGUUUUCAUAGAAAUUUAAGGAUAUUUUCACAAUUUAUGUAUCCUUAACUAAACUAUGUCUUGACACUUUACAGAUUGGUACUCUGUAACUUGGAAUUAUCCUGAUUUAAUAUUCAGUGUUAACAAUUCGUUCCCGAUGCGGCAGUUAUUGAGAAACUAUCGAUAUAGUAUACAAAAUCGUCGAUAAGUUACAGAGAACCGAUUAGUUUUCUGCUGGGGAUCAAACACUGAAUCGCAUUCUAAUUAAUGUAUUAUUAAACACUAUCAAAGUCUAUUCUCUUAUGAAAACUUGAUGACUCUAAUUGCACUCUGACUCUUUCGUCUCUUUCUGUCACAUUGCGUUAACGCUGUGAUGAAAUGAGAGAUGAGUAGUAAGUCAAAACGCUGCAAUUUACUGAUUAAUUUUCAUUAAUCGCCUAUAUUCAUAGGCAAUCACCUAAGUCGUAGCUCUGUUAGGAGCUCAGUGUUAAAUGUCCUAGAAUCUCUUAAUUAAGCUAAUACGUUAUGAAUGUGUUAAACAAUACUAUUUUUGUAAAUUACACGUACCCUAUUGUACAUUUAUUUUAUCACUUAUAAACAAUCUUCAUUGAAUUAAAACGCUAAUAAAAAUUAUUCAUGUUAGAAUUAAGUGGUGCGUUUUAAUACAAAGAAAAUAUUGGUUUGAACUGUAAGAUAUUUAAAGGUUUUUUUGAAGAAGGUAUUUAAUACAAAAAUUUAAUAUUUUCCGGCGAACUGCGUCGGUGAAAUUUAUUGCCUUAGUUUUUUUAAAUUCUAAUAUAUAAAUCUUAAAAUCCAAUUUGGAAUUAGCCUUUUCAAAUAAUCAAUUUGUUAAGUUAAAUUUAUGUUGAGUACACAUAUAGUUGUAUAUAUAUUUGUACAUACGUAUUCCAUAAACGUCACUAUGGAAAUUGACCCUUCUAUAAAUAAAUUUCAUUCUCUUAUAUACGUACAUACAUAUAGUCUGUUAUAGUAUAUAUAUUAUAUGUGUUCCAUAGACAAAUUAUUCGUAACUGGCUAAAUUUCAAAAAAAAUGUUGCACUCUUUAAAAACCAUUACAGAUUAUUCAUUAGUGACUAAAGUUAAGUAUUAACUUUAAAAUUCUAAUAAUUCAAUCAUCAUUUCAAGAAUACACCAAAACGCUUCUAUGAUGAACUGUCCUCAUUAACUGAGUUUAAUUUCGUCGUAAUACACUCGACGUGUUUAAUUAUCGUUUUUAAAUUAUACAAAUCAAGGGGUCUCCAACGAAAUUAAACUCCAAGACAGUAUAAGAAUUUGACAGGUGAAGACAGCAUGACAUUUAAUGGUUCGUUAUAAACGUGACUGUCGUAUCUCUAAUUAAAAAUCAAUCUCAACUC